CCCCACCGACUUGCACGGUGGCAUGAAGGGUGCCAAGCUCUCUGUCAAGUCCAAGACUUACCAUGAAGUCGUGCUUUCCGCUGACUACUUUGCUUUUGCUCCCAAGACCCCUUAUCCUGAGUGCAAGAAGCUCAAGCCAACUCCCGCCCCCUACGUCUACAAGUCCCCGCCUCCACCUCCAUCCACCUAUGUGUACAAGUCACCUCCUCCGCCACCGUACGUCUACAAGUCUCCCCCACCUCCACCACCCAAAUACAUUUAUAAGUCUCCUCCCCCGCCGCCUUACGUCUACAAGUCUCCACCACCCCCACCUCCCACUUAUGUCUACAAGUCGCCUCCUCCGCCUCCUUACAUCUACAAGUCUCCACCCCCACCACCAUCCCCGUAUGUUUAUAAGUCCCCUCCGCCACCACCUUAUGUCUACAAGUCUCCUCCUCCUCCGCCCUACAUUUACAAAUCUCCUCCCACCCCCCCACCAUCCCCAUAUGUCUACAAGUCUCCUCCGCCACCACCUUACCUCUACAAAUCUCCACCACCUCCUCCCUAUGUGUACAAGUCUCCCCCACCUCCGCCUUACAUCUACAAGUCUCCACCACCACCUCCGCCCUCACCUUAUGUCUACAUGUCUCCUCCCCCACCACCUUACAUUUACAAGUCCCCACCGCCACCUUAUGUCUACCGGUCUCCACCGCCGCCCCCAUAUGUCUACAAAUCACCGCCUCCACCACCUUACAUUUACAAAUCACCUCCACCACCAUCUCCAUCACCACCACCUCCUUACAUCUACAAAUCACCUCCACCACCAUCUCCAUCGCCGCCACCUCCUUACAUCUACAAAUCACCCCCACCACCAUCUCCAUCGCCGCCUCCUCCCUAUGUAUACAAAUCACCCCCACCACCAUCUCCGUCGCCGCCUCCUCCCUAUGUAUACAAAUCACCUCCACCCCAUCACCACCAAAUCUCCACCACCAUCUCCAUCGCCGCCUCC
Messenger RNA from Eucalyptus grandis, 988 nucleotides. Its product is annotated as extensin-3-like. The record is from RefSeq and is a predicted model, not a curated record. Lineage: Eukaryota; Viridiplantae; Streptophyta; Magnoliopsida; Myrtales; Myrtaceae.